GUUUUUGUUUUGUUUUGUUGAGUUUUUAGUUGGAGUUUGAUGAUUUUGCGAUUGCGAUUUCUGUAAGGUUUAAGGUUAAUUUCAUGCAUGAUAUUAGAGGUUUGCGUUUUAUCUUAGAUCUUUCUGAAUUAGACCACUUAAAGAUAUUAUUGUUUUGAUUAUGUUGUCCUAGAAAACUCAAGUGUGUGUCUCAUGUUUGAACUUGCUUCUCCUUCUCUUCUUCUCUUGUUAUCAUUACAAUAAAUUUAGGUUAGGUACUAUCCUGUCAGAGAAAGAACUUGAAUAGGCCUAAAAUAUAACUAGCGUAGCGAGACCACUGCCAGGGAAGUUAGUAACUUCAGGCUGCUUCCAGGUUAAAACUAGUUAAACUGGACUGGACUAAACACAAAUUGUCCUCUACAGUAUUACCGUACUUUUGGAAGGAAAGGAAAUGUCUGGAAAUAGCUUCAGUCUGGGAAAUAUUUCAAGUGAAACAUGGACUGUAACAACAAAAUGUGCCUUUGUCACUUGGUUGUUUUUGCUCACUGUCAUGUUUGCGUUGUUGCCAAUGGCCAUCGUCAAAAGUUAUCGCACAGAAAGAGACGCAGAUAAGCGAACCAGAUACUCAAGACUUAUUGGGAUGCUGAACUGUUUUGCCGGUGGAGUAUUUUUAGGCACAGCUUUACUUCAUCUUCUUCCAAAUGUUAUGAAACUGCUGAGUCAGUUGAAAGGCGACACCAACUUCCCUGUGGCUGAGUUCACCGUGGCGCUCGGGUUCCUAGUGGUGUUGGUGAUGGAGCAGAUUGGCCUCGCGUGUAAGGAGCAGGAGGUCGACACAAUGAGUCCCAUCGAGCGCCUCAGUCAGCCUGUGCUGCACUCUGAGAUACUCUCAUUGAGGGCAGAUGAAGUGCGGGCUUGUCCUGAGCUGCCCACUCCAAUACAGCAGGAGCCCACGUCACACCUGCGCUCGGUGCUGCUGCUCGCCACUCUGUCUAUACACUCGGUGUUUGAGGGACUAGCCAUCGGCCUACAGACUGAUCUUGACUCUGUGCUUAACAUAUUUGUAGCAGUCAUGGUCCACAAGGUGAUUGUGUCGUUCAGCGUCGGCCUCAGUCUGCUACAGUCACAGCUGAGGUUGGUUGCUGUUGUCGCGUUGGACGUUCUGUUUGCCCUCAUGUCUCCUCUGGGCAUGGUGGUAGGACUGUACGUAGACACACUACACAGUGUGAGACAACAGCUGUUCUCAGGGAUGCUGCAAGGCAUAGCUUGUGGUACCUUCCUCUACAUUACAUGUUUUGAGGUUCUACCACGGGAACUGUCACAAGGUCGAGACAGGCUGUUGAAGUUGUUGUUGCUAAUAGUUGGAUUUUCUUCAACUGUCGGAGUAGUGUUCAUGGACAAAAGCUGACCAGCAAACACAAGAAAGAUUCCAUCGUACAAAUUAGUAUCUAAUACUAGGUAACAUUUGAAACGUGGCUAUUCCUCAUAAUGAUCCGGUUAGAAGCUGCAUGGUAAUUAAUUAUUGUUAUAAUGUAAGGCUUACCUUACGAUUUAAUUGAUUUAUUGUGGAGACCUAGGUUUCUACGCUGGAGUGUUUUUGUCAGUCCUAGGCUAAGCUCAACUUUAUGUUUUUCAUCUCUUACUUGAGAUAUUGUCGGUUGAAUCGAAUUUUUUCAAUCUGUUAUGAUCUUUUUAAUCCUAACCUCCACUAUGUCUUUGUAAAUAUUUAUGUAUAUUCAGUGUUUGUAUUUGUAAAAAUUCUAUUCAACCGACAAUAUCUCAAGUAAGAGAUGAAAAACAAAAAAUUUAGCUUAGCCUAGGACUGACUGAUAACGCUCCGGCGUAGAAACCUUGGCCUCCACAAUAAAUCAAUUGGAUCGUAAGGUGAUCCUUAGAUUAUAACAAUGUUUAAUAACGAUCCAGAGGCUAUUUCUCCAAAAGAAAACAAGUAAUUAAUUAAUUACUGUCACAUUAUUGAUCACACAGAAAAUGUCUUUCACAUGAAUUUAUUAGAGAUUAAUUCAAACUAUAAGACUGAGAGAAAAACAUGUCAAUUAUUUCAAACUGAAAUUAUGUUGAAAGUAGAUAUAAUGAGAAUAAGCAUUACUAAAAUCACUAGGAAAGUAAAACAUAGGCUACACGAGAGUUUGAUAGUAUUAAAGGUAGAUUUUUCUCUGAAAAGUCAAUUUUUAUUUGUUAACAUUAAAAACCAUACAUUUGGUGAUUAUUUUCCCUAAGAAAGGCUUCACUAUUAAGUUAAUUCUUAGAUGUUUUGUUAGUUCAAUUAUGUGCCGAUUUAGUAUACAUUCCAAUUGGUCAUCACUGAUGGCAUUAUUGUAAGGUCGAGCCCCUCUUAAGAACAGACUAUUUAUAGCACCAUUUAUAAACAUCACAAUAUUUUAUCUUUUAUAAUAGGUCUACUGAUUUGUUUUAAGGUCCUAAGCUCUCGCUUUCUAUAUUUCUUUUAGGUUUCUUUCAAAAGGCAAAUUUCAUUUACGGUGGUUAACUUUAAUUUAAUUAAAAUAGAUUAUACAAUUUAAUUUCAAACUUUACAUGCCUAUACUGGCAUAGUUCCGUAUUAAGUUGUAAAUCAUGUAGUUUUAAUUGCUGUGUGAAACUUAAAAUGUAAAAAUGUAUUUAUUUUGCAAAAAAUAUUCUGUUAAAUUAGAACUUAACAGUUAUAUUUAAGAUUGUUCUGCACAUAUUUUCUUAUUGGUUGACAGAAUAUGAAUAUUUAACCAAUAGGUUUUUACAUUUCAAUUGUUAUUUUAAUAAGUCUUCCAUUUUUAUAAGCUUGUUUAGUUUAUAAGGAAGAGCUAAAAUGUAUUGUGCAAGAACUGUAAAAGGUAAACUGUGGCAGAGGGUUUAUGAUUUCGGUUAUGUACAAUACAAUUGUAUAAUUGUACAAUUGUAUAUAACUUUUCUGCCAUAAAGAUACCAAGCAGCUAAGGGGAAAACUUUUGAUUUUUUCCUCCUGCAUAUUGUUUAUACUGAAUAUACUAGUACUAUCUUGAACAAUAUGUGAUAUUUUAAGUAGUGAACUUGUUACUUUGUAGUAAUUUAAUACCUUAUUAUUACUAUUAUGAAUGCUGGCAUAUAGCAGGUACAAUACCAACAUGAUCAAGAGUUACUGAAUAGAUGGUUAACCAAUUAUAAUAAACAACCAAUCAUAAUAAACCAAUUAUAUUAUAACAGAUAAGACAAUAAGCCAAUAUUUUUCAUUAGCAUUAUGUCCGGUGCCUUUCAAGGAGUGUUUUAUAUGCUUUGGAGUUUUGUAAUUAUAUUAUCUUUGUAAAUAAAAUGUAAUCCUCAAAGUAAAAUUCAGCAAA
Molecule: messenger RNA, 3308 nt
Organism: Macrosteles quadrilineatus (aster leafhopper)
Lineage: Eukaryota; Metazoa; Arthropoda; Insecta; Hemiptera; Cicadellidae
Product: zinc transporter ZIP1-like
Exons: 7
Coding region: 431-1387 (318 amino acids)
Biological process (GO): zinc ion transmembrane transport
Cellular component (GO): plasma membrane
Molecular function (GO): zinc ion transmembrane transporter activity
Source: RefSeq, a predicted model, not a curated record